This is a messenger RNA of Filobasidium floriforme, 923 nucleotides long. RefSeq lists its product as uncharacterized. The record is from RefSeq and is a predicted model, not a curated record. Lineage: Eukaryota; Fungi; Basidiomycota; Tremellomycetes; Filobasidiales; Filobasidiaceae. The coding region runs from base 258 to 908 and encodes 216 amino acids. The transcript is spliced from 3 exons.
ACAAGAUAGAAAGGCUCUCAAACCGAUAGAAAGGCUCUCAAACCGAUUCUUCCUGUUUCAAGCGUUGUUGCCAGCGCGUUCCAACAGAAUGUGAACCCGGCCAAGUGUGUACCGAUAUACCGCAUCAAGUAUGGCUGGCAACACCCCCUGAGGUUUCGUAAAGGAAUGACAUAUGAAACGUGUUGACGUCAGGGGGUAGGGGCAGAUGUUCAGGGGCAGAAACAUGACCCCUUCUGUACCAGGAAGAUCAAAUAUGGAUGAUGUGGAGGCAUGGCACAAAGGGAAGGUCACAGGUGGUCACGUCGGAAAAGUAUAACAGGAUUCAAGAACAAAGUCGUUUGUUGCGGUUGCUGUUCUCAGUUAUGCGAUACAUAUUGCAAUCGAGGAAAAGCAAAGUUACAACACAAAAAACGACCAUGCUCUUCAAAAUCAACGUGCUCCUCGCGCUCAUGGCAGGAACGGCCCUAGCGGUCGAAGUCAAGAGAAUCGAGGUUUGCCCUGGAUCUUCGACCAAAAAGCAAGGCACCGUUUAUUCGGUCUUCUCUGGAUCCUCAGUCAAUCCUUGGGGAUCGGCCACCAUCGGUGAGCCUACUAAAGGCGGGAAUAUGCUGGAUUGCGCCAACAGGUGCGACGCUCUCAACAAGGGCUCGGCUGUCCCCAAGUGCCGUGGUUUCGAAUUCUACAAUCCUACCGGAGAAUGUAGGAUCUACGAGGGCUGGGCCGCCCCUGACAAGGUUGGGGAUGGUCAAGGAGAUGUUGGGAUCCCCUUUAUGCCAUGCAACGACGCGAAUUCUGAUAUUUGGGGCUAUGGGGAUAAGCGCGACAGCUGUUGCGAGGUUUGGAUGGAAAGGAAUGAAUCGUCGGGUGGAACCGCUGGUCUCGCCGUAAUGCCCGCACCUUCUGCUUGAUCUUGUUCUCUUGAG